Molecule: messenger RNA, 2808 nt
Organism: Acaulospora colombiana
Lineage: Eukaryota; Fungi; Glomeromycota; Glomeromycetes; Diversisporales; Acaulosporaceae
Source: the annotation of a GenBank genome assembly
AUGUCUUUCCAUUACAAACCAACGAUUUCUGCUAAUUAUGGGAGAAAAAUUCGACAGCCUAGACCUUCUUCCGUCAAUCAAUCAUUUUUUGAUGUGCACAUUCACUCGCAUAAUACCGCAUUAAGAUCUUCACCGGGUCUAGAUCUUGAUGAUAAUCAUUCCGCUCGAAUGCAUAUAAAACAGCCCAUGAAAGAUUUGACGACCGGUGAAUUCUCCCUGGGCAAGCGCCCAAAUUCUUCUGAUGAGGUGACAGAAUCAUGCUCGAGACUUAAUGUGAAUGAUGAGGAUAAUCCUCCGCCGACAAAAAGAAGGAAUAAAGGAAAUAAAGGAAGUGUGUCUAGCGGGAAGACUGUUGAUAAUUCUGACGUCUUUGAUUUUCCAGAGGAGGAAGACGAAAUUAUAAGAGAGUUUCAGCGGAAAGCAUCAUUUAAAAACAGUCAUGAUGAAAAGAGAAGAUUGGAAAUGGAGACUUUUGACAUGGAAGUUUUUGAUUUCCCGGAAAAUGAAGGCAAUGACUUUAUCGGCGCAAAUUCGAAGCCAUUAUUACACAAGGGGAAAAAGAAUAGUGUUGACUUUAAGAAAACAGCCGGCAAAAAAAGCGAAAAAACAAAUAUCACAGAUUUUCCGGAACAAAUCGAAACGUUUGAUCAAGAAUUGAGGCAAAAGCCUCUGACCAUUCAUAAAUCUGACAAUCCAAAGUCGGAAGACAAGAAGAAAAAUUUUUCUUCUAGAAGAAAUGUCAAGACGUUUUCUGAUAAUUUGGACAAGUCGGAUUUCUCUGAAGACGCAGAUGUUUCAUUUCGAGGAUCCAAUGACAAAACGAGAAUUAAGAAAAAGGACUGCUCUAGAUCUAUGGAAUCAUUAUCAUAUAUUUCCAAUUCCAACGAUGCUAUUAAUGCACAGGAAAAGACAUUAAGAAAAAAAUCAAGUCGUCCCAUGACACCAUCGGGCUCACCCAAGACUAUCAUGAAGAUUAAUAAUUCUUCAUCGUCACAUCUUACUUAUCAAAGCGAAAUGAACAGCGUUGAGGUUGUUAAAACCCGUUCGUCUCGAAUUAAUUCAUCCUCAAUGCGUUUUUCGCGAUUUCUAACGAGAAAAACCUCAAAGCAAAUUGCAAAUGAUAGCUCUGGUGAUAACCGAGAAUCCAUGGAUUCUGAUGAUGUCUUUGAUCUUGCGAAAUAUGUGAAUGGACGGAAAGGGGAAAGUCAUGAACCGGUUGUUGGGAUUGUCAGUAAUCUCACGAAUAGUAUGCUAAAUGCUAAUAUCCCUCGUCCAAAAACUCCAAAAAAGGUUUCUCGAUCAAACAAGCAAAGUCGUCAGGAUUCGGUGAAAACUUCGACAAAAAAGUCAGGAGAGGUUAAAUACACUCACAAAACAUCUCAAAAGGAGUCAUCAAAAGAUGCAAUCCCGAGAACUCCGGACAGAUCGAUAUCUGAAGUUGGAACGCCAAUAUCAUUUCUUUCAUUUCAUCAGAAGAAACAUAGUGAUUCCGUCUGGGAUGCUGUUGACGCGGUAGCCUCUCCAAUAGACUUGUCAUCCAGCCCCCGAAGGCAAAACUUGGUCGCAAAAAUGUCCAAACCUUCAACCCCUUCGAAAAUCGAUAGAAGUCAACCUUUAUCUCGGUCUCUACCGUGGGGUGACUCAAAGUCGAAGCUGGACUUCGGCUCUUCUUCCAGUCAAGAUCGCAAGGAAGAUAGUUAUCUCUCUUCAUAUGAAGAGGACCUAUUUACCAAUACCUCUUCCAGCUCUUUUGAUUUCCCAAGUUCUCCUUCUUCAUCGUACAAUUUGACCAACGGUAAUUCUGGCGUUCAAAAAACUUAUGGGCAAGGGCGCACCAUUCUAGGUCAGGAUCUAGAUUCAUUUUUAUUCGACACAUAUAACUCUGCUUCCGGACUCCAGUUUGAUGAAGAUAAAGAUGAUGUGGUAUCCAAAAAGAGUGAAUUAAAAAGUUCACAUGAACUUCGUGAAGUUGGUAGUCUUACUAGGUUUACCGAAGAAAUGGACUUUAUUCUUGAUGGUCUCCAGGAGAGACAAAACUUAAACGACAAGCACAGCUCAGAGUUGUUAAUCAAGGAAUCUGGAUUUAUGGAGAUAAUUGCAUAUUGCCUAAAUUCUUCAUUGGAUCCUUUUAAUGAUGAUAGUGACUCCUUAAAAAGAUCUGAUCGGUUGUUGAUCAAUGAAAUGAAAGAAAUAAUACACCGUUCUGCAAUAUUCGGUUCAAAAUCACAAAUAUCACUCAAAUCAAUAGCACUCAGAACUUUAUCAUCGUUAACAUCCUUGAGAACACGUUAUGAAAACUUUAUCAAAAAUGAACUGAGAACAUCAGGGAGCUUACAUUCUGUGUUACACGUAUUAAAAACCGAGUUCGAGUCAGUUCCCAGCAUACUGUCAUCAAUCGAGAAUGGUAAGCUCCCUCCCGUGCAGACAACGAAUGACAUUAGUCCGAAUAUGAGCAGUGAAAAUGAAUUGAAUAAAUUAAAGGCUAUUGAAGCAGUUAAAUUCGAUGUUCUUUCGCAUGUUAUUGUGUUACUCAUAAAUUUGGCCGAAAUGGAUCCCAAUAAUCAAGAUGAAUUUUGUAAACGAUUACCUAAUCGAUCGGUUAGCUCAUUGAUCAAUCUCAUCCAACUGUUUGCUCGUGUCAACGAAUUUGUUGUUGAAGAAACUUCCAUAAAUGAACAAUUUCUAAUGGAUGCGUUGCCCUUGACAGCGGAUCAAGGACAAACAAAUCACACAUCACAAUCCCAUGGACGGACCAUUGGAGAGUCGUUUUUAGAAAUUAUAGAAAUCUUAAAAUCUUUAGAAGCAUGA